AUGGGAACUAAAAUGCGAUGUGCAACUCCAUCACGUAAUCAUUGCCGAGCUAAGAGAUCGACUGAAGAUAAAGAUGCGGUUGAAGUCGUUUGCCGUCUCACCCCAUACUACGGCCCUACUCCUUGUCUGAUAGUAGCUGAAGAGAAUGUAAUUAGAGUUGUUCCACCUCCUGGCAUGUUGAAGAGGGACGGAUCCCCUUAUGGACAGAAAGACUUUGAAUUCGGAUAUGUAUUCGACGAAAAUGAUCGCCAACAAGUUGUUUUUGAAAGGUGCGCGGUAGAUCUUGUAGGAGAUCUGCUUGCUGGAAAGAAUGGGCUUUUGUUCACCUAUGGAUUUUUGUUUUUUCUUGUCACAUAUCUCAAGCGUGGAGUAUUACUGCUUCGAAAACUUCAGACUAUUGUCUUCUUAUCAGCUUUUUUAGGUCACCGGUAG
This is a messenger RNA of Strongylus vulgaris, 432 nucleotides long. The record is from the annotation of a GenBank genome assembly. Lineage: Eukaryota; Metazoa; Nematoda; Chromadorea; Rhabditida; Strongylidae.